AUGGUGUUUGGUAAAAUAACUAGGCGAUUAGAACUGAAAGGCAAACUUUUUUUCCUCUGUCAGUGUUCAGGUCAGCAGUCAGCUGUUCCUCUGGCUGUGGUUGAGGAGAUCUUACUGAACCUGCCAGCACAUCAGGUGGUCCAAGUCUGUCGGUUGGUGUGUCAUGAGUGGAACGAGCUGGUGGACAGUGCUGCACACUGGAGAGAGCGCUGUCGGAGAGAGGCGCUCCAGCCGAAUGAUGCUUCCAGACCCCCAGAGGACUGGCGCCAGUUUUACUUUCUAUCUAAGUUCAGACGUAACCUGCUCAAGAAUCCCAGAGCUGAUGAUGGACUUCAAGGAUGGGAGAUUGUACAGAAUGGAGCUGACCACUGGGCAACAGAGUUGAACAGAAUACCGUUGCCAGACAACACAGUCACCAAAUGUUUUGUAACAUCUAAUAAUCAAUGUUUUAAGGAGCAGCUGAUUGAUCUGAAGAAAGAAGGCUACAGUGAUGCUUUCAUGGAUCAACUGCGACCUCAUAUCAAAAUAUCAGACUGGUAUACCCCACUCUCGGAUUAUGGAAGUCAGUAUCAGUUGUCUGUAGAUUUGCUUGAUCAGGAGAAGAAUCCCAUCAGUACCUAUCAUCCUUAUAAAAUUUUCUUUCAAAGUGGGAGCGAUUAUCCAUGGUGUCAAAUUAGCUACGUUUUUAGGAAUUAUGGACCUGGGGUUCGGUUUAUCCAUUUCACUCAUGGAGGGGGAUGGGCUGGAAUACGGGUUACUAACAGUAGUGUGGAAAUCUGUCCAGCUGCAGAGAGGUAGUGUUUUCUAGAGUGAUUUUUUUACAUUCCUAAAUGUAACAGGCACAAAAGUGACCUUCAGGUAAGGAAUUCUAAUGAAUUCUAAUAUGUCUUUAGGAGAUCACAUCACAAAGCUUUAUUAUACUAUAGAUGUAUUCUGUUCCAAUAAAGAUACUGUUGAAUGUAGGACCCUAGCUGACAACUAGAACUACAUCCAAAGACACUUUCUGCUUAGGGUACAAAAAUCAACGACGACAAUGAUCACAAUUCUCGAUAUCAGAGCAAAAAUGUA
Molecule: messenger RNA, 1068 nt
Organism: Carassius carassius (crucian carp)
Lineage: Eukaryota; Metazoa; Chordata; Actinopteri; Cypriniformes; Cyprinidae
Product: F-box only protein 44-like
Exons: 6
Coding region: 1-798 (265 amino acids)
Biological process (GO): glycoprotein catabolic process; SCF-dependent proteasomal ubiquitin-dependent protein catabolic process
Cellular component (GO): SCF ubiquitin ligase complex; cytoplasm
Molecular function (GO): protein binding; ubiquitin protein ligase activity
Source: RefSeq, a predicted model, not a curated record